AUGUUGCUAGUUUUUUAUUUAUUGAUAGAACACAUAUUUGCAUAGAUAGGAUCACUUGAAUUAUUCCCCACAAUUAAUACAAUACAAGCAUCAACCACUUACGAAUUGAAAUUUUAAUUGCAAUAGCAAAUGCCAGUCAAUUCAAUAAUUACGAUCGAUUUCACAAAUACAAAUAUUAUUGUGGUUGAUGGAACACUAACCAAAUGCACAGGAUCAAUUUACUUUACUUCAGUUAGCACAGAUUACACAUGUAUGAUUUAUAAGUAAUAAAAAAGAAUGCACAUGCACUUCCAAAAAAUGCUCAAUUAAAAUAUCACAAAGUGUGGCUUCAGCUUCUUUAUAUCUGUUGAAAUUUGGACAAUUAACAAAUCCAAGUUUUGUGAAGCCUUAACAAGUCUAAUUGACAAUAGAUUUCGUGAACAAUUAGUAAACACAAUAAUACACGGUUGACGUAUAUUAGGCAGGAGAUCUCUCUCUGACUCAACUAACACAAUCAUCAUUUAAAGUAUAUGAUUUGGAUGACAUCAAAUUAACAGUUUAAAGUUAGCAUAGUAUCGAAUAAAAUGGACAAUUAAUAAUAACAUUCCCAUCUCAAAUCUAAUUUAGCAAACUCUCAGUCAAUGUUGAAGUUAAUUCAAAUAAUCAUACUGGUACUGUAGCAAUAUCAGGAUAAUCAGUCACUGUAACAAAUAUAUUCUCAACGCAAGUCGAUGCCACCACAUAAUUCAUUAUAUAGUAAUUAUUACUCUUAUUUUCCUAGUUUGUUAAAUGUCUAAAAUUAAGAGUCUGUUAGAAAUAGUAAUUAGAUACUCAUUUAGACUGCUACUCAAUAUGCAUAUUUGAUUGAUUCAUUAGGAUUUUAAAUACAGACAAAAACACCUGAAAAUAUUUAAAUCAAUUUUCUUAACACUCAGAAUACGUAAACAGUCAACUAAAUUGCAACAUUUUAAUUUACUUUAUAGCCAGUUCUUAAAUUUACCAAUGGAGGCUAUUUAGAGAUCAAAUUUCCAUCUGAACUUAUCAUUCAAUCAAAUAUGAGCUGCCAAAGAAUUAUAGGUCUAACUACUGUAAGUGGUACAAGUUAUUCUUGUGGAUAUACAGGAUAAAAUGUAAGAACCUACAAUUUGCAAUAUCCCAAUUCUGCUAACUCUAUGAUACUGACUGUGAGUAACAUUAAAAACCCAUCCUCUACUAAACCAACUUCAACUUUUGAAUUUAGAACCUAUGAUUCAGACGGAUAUCUCAUGUGUGUCUCUAGUUCUGAGGCUAAAUUCACAGCGACCAAUGAUAAACUAAUCGCCAGUGUCACAAGAACUACCACCACAGUCGCUCUGUAGUCUCAGUAUAGCAUUUUAAUUAACAAUACAAAUCCUGUUCCCAAGAACGGUUAUCUGAAUAUUAACAUAGGAACUCAAGCUAUAAAAUAAACAAUCCAAUAACUAAACUGUUAUGACUAAUCAAAUGUUUAAAUUAAUUGUUAAUUUUUAACUGACAAAACAAUAUCAAUUCAAUUAACUUCAUAAUUGGCAGCAUACACUGCAACAACCAUAGUACUCUAAUACUUAAACAAUCCCAAUUUCGUAAUUACUACAACAUCAGACUUUGAAGUUGAUACAUUAGAUGACACUAAUUUCUUAAUUGACUAACUCUAAAAUGUAGAAAUUAAUCCAUCUCUCACCCCUAAUACUAUUUUAUCUAUUGUUUACUAUAGAAACAAUGAUAAGUUAACUGAAUCCUCCAUUUUAGAUAUUGGUUCAAUUACACAAGUAAAUCUCUAAUUCUAAAUUACAUCAUAAUAUGUUAUUUCUAAUGAUGGAAAUACCAUUAUUGAUUUAAAUGGGUAUUACUAUCUGAAUCCUGAUGAAACCAUAACAUGCACAUAAAUAAUCAAUACUAAUUCUUACUCUAAAAAUUGUGAAAUUCUCUCCUAUGUUGUUUAAACUGAUCCCAAAAUCAAUUACAUAUCUAAAGUCAAAAUCCCUAAUAUAAUUUUAGAUGGAAAUAAUGUGAUCAACAUAAUAAUAGCUGGAUUUAGAUCUGAAUUGUAUUCUGGGCAAUUUACUCAUCAAGUGACUGUUCAAGUGUAUACCUUAAGCAAUUAAUUGGUAUCUACAGGUUAUAAUGAAUUAGGAAAUACCAAAAUUAUUAAUAAGAUUGUUCAAUUGUCUCAAUUAUCUAUCAAAGCUGAUUCUCAGAUAACUGGCAAGUUGACAUAAUACACAAUCAAACACACUCUAAAAUACCCUAUAGAUAUCAAAUCUAGGAACUCCUAUCUGGAACUGAUAUUACCACAAGAUUUAGGAGUGGAUAAGAUGAAUAGUUGUUUAGUCACUAUUAAUACAAACACUCUAGAAUGUGUCAUUAAUGGCAACAAAGUUUAAAUUUAUUCUAAUAUCAAUCCCUAUUAAUAAGAUUAAGAGUUGAUAAUCACAUUAAACCAAAUUAGAAAUCCUUAUUCAACUGCCCUCACCAGUAAUUUUUUAUUAUAAUACUAUUAUAAUAACAUCGUUUCAAUAGAAAGCACUCAAAACUAUUAAGUAACCUAACCCAAUUAAUUACAAGUCUAAAUUGAUAGAACAGUUAAGUUAGUUAAUCAAAAUUCCCAAUUUACUGUAUCAAUAACUUUAGUGAAUUAAGUGUAAAAUUUAAUGUAUUUGAUGAAACUACCUACAGACUAAUAUGUUCCUGAUUAAAUUUCAAUCAAAUAAGGUGAUAAAAUAUUGGCUGCAUUGCUUGACUCAUCUGAAAAUGGUUAACUUAGUAUUAAAUUCAAAGAGGAUUUGUGUCCUUGUUAGAGUGGCUAGCAACUCAGCUUUAGCAUUACUGGUUUCAGAAACCCUAUAGUGUCCUCUAAUAGUGUUGCUCAAUUGCAACUUUUAGAUGAAUUAAAUAAUAUUUACGAAGAAAAUAAAUCAAUUUCGUUUCCACCAAUAGAAUCAGGUAAGAUUUCCAUUACAUCAAUGACAUAAAGUGCUCAAUAGUUGAAUUAAUAAAACGUCAUAACUAUUAGUAUCGCUAACGAUACUCCUUAUGUUAGUUCUAUUCUUAUUAUUGAAUUUAACCCAGACAAUUUGCCAUUCAUACAAAAUAAUAAUAUUAUCAUUACUUUGAAUAAUAACUAAAUAUCUUGUACAAUUGAUCAAUCAAAGUAUUAAAUUACUUGUUAGAAUGUAGAACUUAAAGCUACUAAUACAAUUAAAUUAUCUAGUAUCAAUUCAAUAAAAUGGCUUAAAACUACAAAUUAAUGUCUGAUUUCAAUAUCCUCUUAUGUGGGUAGCCAAUUACUUGAUUCAAUUUCUUAAGUGAAUUGCAAUUCAUUGUUAAAUUUCCCAAUUCAAAGUUUUGAUUCAACUAUAUAAAGAUCAGUAAGAAUCCUAAGUUAAAACACUGAUUUAAAUAUUUAAUUUAAUCAUGAAACAUCAAAAUUUGUAACGAUCAAGUUACCUCUAGCUGAAAUAGCUAAUGAUCCAUCCUUCAAUUACAAUGAAAAAUUAAUUCUAAAGUCAUAAGUAACAACUGACUCCAAGUUUUUAAUAUUAUCAUUUUAGUUUGACAACACAAAUACAAAUAAUUAGAUUAAUUUUAAUUUAUUAAGUUUAUAGAAUGCAAACGCAAUCCCACAAUCCUAAGUAAAUUAUAUCAUAGAACUAUCAUCAGAUGGCUAAACUGUAAGUUAUUAAAGUAGUAAUUAUAUUACUCCUGUAUUGAUUUGCUAAGGCUCUUAAUGUUCAGAUUAAUAAUUACUAAUUUUAGCAUUCAGCAAGAGCACUUCAUUAAUAUCCUCUCCCACUGAUGUUAAUAUUAAUAUACAACUCCCUUCAGAGUUGAAAUAUUUAACCCUUCUAUAGGUAUCAAUGACAGAAACUGCUUUGACAGGAUCAUCAGUUUGUUAUUUAAAUAAUACUGUUGUAAAUUGCUAAAAAUUAUUGAAGGAUCAAUGUACAUUAUGUGAUCAAACAUAAAUUUUAUUAACGUUGAAAAAUCUGGUUAAUGCGGAUCAAUAUAAUUAAUUGGAAAAAAUAUGCGUAAGCAUUUAAACUGAAUUUGAAUAAAUCUAAACAUGCUCUAGUUUUUCAUUGGAAUAUAACUAUUUGUUGGAUGUGAAAAAUAUUAAUUGGAGUUAGAAUACAUUUUAUAGUAAGAAUGCUCAAUUGGACUUUGAUGUGUUAUUCUCGUCUCCUUUGAACAACAAAUACUAAAAUUAUUUGAGCUUUGCAAAUACAAAUGAUUAGAUUGAUUUCAGUAAUAGUAAGGUUACAUUUGAUGAUGCUCAAAUUCGCAGCACUUAUCAAAACAAUUAGUUAAAUCUACAGAUAUGCGAAUAGGGUUGCCAAUAAAAUAAAAAUUACAAAAUUUAAAUCUCCUAAGUUUAAUUCAAAGACUAUAGUUAUUCAAAAGAUGAUUAAACUAUUUUCAAAUUGAGCAGAGCUGAUUAAUAGUUAGAACAAUCAAAUAACAUAUAACUAUAUCCAACAACACUCAACAUGAACCAAAUUACUUUGACUGCUACAGCAUUAGAUUAUGUUCAAUUGAGUUAUUCAUUAUCUUCUGUUGUCCCAUACUAAAGUGAUUCAACCAUAAAAUUUAGGUUUCUCAAUAACAAUUGUGUUUCUUCAGGUAAGAUAGAUUCAAUUCAUAAUUCAACAUGUUCUUUAAAAAACAAUGCCAUAGUUCAAGUUUCCCUAAUACAUAAUAAUCAAAUCACUCAUCAAAGUAAUGAGAAGAUUAUAUUGACUGUGGCAUCUGAAAAUUGUCCGGUUCCAUACUUAUUUUAUUAAGAUAGUUGUUUUUUAAAAUGCCCAAGUUAAACAUAUUAGGAUGAUAAUACGUGUUAUCAAUGCACUUAAGAGAAUUGUCUUUAAUGCAAUAAAUCUGAAUGCUCAUAAUGUAAAAUGGGUUAUUAAUUGAAGAAUAACGUAUGUGAAUAGAUAUGUUAUAUUGAUAAUUGUUAAUAGUGCAGCUUUAGUGAAUCUACUUAGAAUUGUAUAUCAUGUGUAACACCAUUUGAAUUGUAUCAAAAUUAAUGCAGAAUGUCAAAUGAUUGUUAAAUUGAGAAUUGCUCUGUUUGUUAGAUUAAGAACUAAUAACUUAAUUGUGUCUAAUGCAAUCCAGACAAAUAUAAAUAUAAAACUAAUUGUUUAGAUACCUGUCCGUCAGGCUAUUAUGAUAAUGAAAACAAAGAUUGCGUAGUUUGCUCAUUAGGGUGCAGUUCAUGCAAUUCCUAAGAAUGUUUGGAAUGCUAAACCUAGUAUAAUUUAACAAAUAAAAUAUGUCAAUGUAAAAUUGAAGGAUGCUAAACAUGCAAUUCAAUUGAUAUUUGUGACAAAUGCAAUGAAGAUUUUGGCAUUUAUUUUAAGAAUUAAUGUCUAAAGGAUUGCCCUUCAGAAUACUAUGAAAAAAACAAAACAUGUUUAUAAUGCAAUUCUGAAUGCAAAACAUGUGAUAUCAAUGGCUGUCUUUCGUGCAAAGAAAAUUACUAUUUGGAAGGUUCUAAAUGCAUUCUAAAGUAAUGCACUAGUAAUUGUUUGAGCUGUGAUAAUAAUACAACUUGUAAUGAGUGCUCUCCUGGAUAUAGAGUUGAUGGCAAUCUAACUUGUAUUUAAGUAAAAAAUGAACCAUAUUUUGGAGUGGCCUCAUCUGUAUUAUUAGCUAUUCUUGGAGUUGCAAUUUGUUAUUAAGUUGUCUCAUUGAUCUUACCUCCAAAACUCCCCAUAUUUCCACAAGUAAUUCUGUCAUCUAUCUUGGCAUUCUCAUUUUUAUAGACUAUAAGCAAUUGCAUGCUAUUAUUGUAUGCUUACAUCAACUAGGUUUAAAUUGAAUUCAUCUUAGCUUCAAUUCUUUUCAGCAUCAAUAAUAUAUAUUACUCUUAGACCUAUAAUAGUAUGAACAAUCCCUUGUUAUCCUUUAUCACAUCAGGUACUUGGGCUAGAAUUCCAUUACUCAAAUUCAAAUUUUUAAGCAAGUAGAAUCCUCAACAAUACACAAAUUAUUCACUCAUCAGACAAAUAGAUAAAUACAAUCACAUAGUCACAAGUUGUUUGUCAAUUAUUAUUGACGUAGUUGUGAUUUCAUUAUAGAAUACAAGUGAAAUCCCUUACAUUGGAUACAUAAAAUUAUUCAUAGAUUUCAUUUUAGUAUGUAGUUUUACAUUAGAACACAGAUUAAUCUGA
Molecule: messenger RNA, 6170 nt
Organism: Paramecium octaurelia
Lineage: Eukaryota; Ciliophora; Oligohymenophorea; Peniculida; Parameciidae
Source: the annotation of a GenBank genome assembly